AUGCGGAUUCCCUUACUGCUAAACCCCAUCAAGUGCGGCGACUACCAUGACUAUCAUGAUGAUGACCGCACUUCAGAGAGCCCGACGCCUGCCCCGGCCCCGCGGCCGAUUGUUCCAUACACAGCUGGCAAUAAGAGGCAGAAGAUCCCCAAGGAUGCCGCCAUCUUCACGGAGGGAGCCAAGGUCAAUGGACCGGUCAACUAUCCCCCGUACGAGUACAUGGAUGACAAAGAGCUUCAGGCUCAGCAUCGCAAGUUCCAGAUAUACCCGAAUGGCAAUAUCAGACAGAAGGGGCCGCGCCGCAUUCCUUAUAACAGUGACAAGAAGGACUUCAUGAACAAGACUGGGCGAGACGCCUUCGAAGUGUUUCAGUACCAGUUCAGGGUGCCUGGUGAUGAGAAAGACUACAUCCUGCUAUGGGAUUACCAGGUCGGUCUUGUUCGCAUGACUGCCCUCUUCAAGUGCUGCAAAUAUUCCAAGACAACACCGGCAAAAGCUCUCAGCUUGAACCCUGGCCUACGAGAGAUCUCUUAUAGCAUCACUGGUGGCGCACUGGCAGCACAAGGCUACUGGUUGCCUUACGAAGCCGCGAAAGCGAUUGCCGCCACAUUCUGCUACAACAUACGGCACGCUUUAACCCCCGUCUUCGGAUACGAGUUCCUGUCCAUGUGCAUCCACCCCAAAGACCCCACGUUUGGCAAAUUCGUAAUCAACCCAGAGAUUGUCAAAUUCUGCGCGGAGGAUUGCAAGCAGUGGAAGAAGAAAUUGAGUUCAGGCAGGAAUCCAGCAAUGAGUUCCAGUCCCGACAUGAUGGGCCCCCGAACUCCACACCUGAAGUUCUCCUUCCCACCCUGGGGUGCAAAGAGUACUAGGGCACGGCAUCUGAAGCUUGCGGAUACAGAUAGCGAGUACGGGACUGAUGAGGACAUCAGCGAAAAGGGUCUCUUCUCGCCCGAGAUCUCACCCCGCAGUACCACAUGGACAACGGUCAAUCGAUCACAAUCCCCUCAAACGUUACCUACAUACAGCCCUCCUCAGCAUUGGGCCACAUCCUGUCCCAUCGGAUACAGCGACGAAGACUUUAGAGCUAAACGUACAUUCUCAAAAGUCACAUAUGGAGAGGACAGCCAGGCACCAUUCACAGCCUCCGCCUUCGAGAUGGAUCUCGUAUCCGACUCGGGGUCGUCUCUUCCAGAGAGGCGUCACUGUGAACACGACCUUGACGCAGCGGAGAUCCUUCUCCAGUUGAGCUCGGGAGACGAGAACAUGAUACACCGUCGCAAGAGACUUCGUCGGGGCCCUGGGUCCUGA
Molecule: messenger RNA, 1311 nt
Organism: Aaosphaeria arxii CBS 175.79
Lineage: Eukaryota; Fungi; Ascomycota; Dothideomycetes; Pleosporales
Product: DNA-binding domain of Mlu1-box binding protein MBP1
Exons: 4
Coding region: 1-1311 (436 amino acids)
Molecular function (GO): DNA binding
Source: RefSeq, a predicted model, not a curated record